CCUGCCCUCGCUCGCGCCCCCCUGCCCUCGCUCGCGCCCCCCUGUCCCCGCAGGCAGACGGGCAGGCAGACGGGCAGGGAGGGCAUGGGGGUGCCCGGGGCCGACAGCCCCGCCCGGGCCGGCGGCGCCCUGGUGGCCGACGUCGUCUUCGUCAUCGAGGGAACCGCCAACCUGGGCCCCUACUUCGAGGCGCUGAGGAAACAUUACCUGCUGCCCGCCAUCGAGUAUUUCAACGGAGGCCCCCCGGCAGAGACCGACUUCGGGGGAGACUAUGGGGGCACUCAGUACAGUCUGGUCGUCUUCAACACGGUGGACUGCGCCCCGGAGUCAUACGUCCAGUGCCACGCUCCCACCAGCAGCGCCUACGAGUUUGUCACCUGGCUCGAUGGGAUCCAGUUCAUGGGCGGGGGCGGCGAGAGCUGCAGCCUCAUCGCCGAGGGGCUCAGCACCGCCCUGCAGCUGUUCGACGACUUUAAGAAGAUGAGGGAGCAGAUCGGGCAAACCCACAAGGUCUGUCUCCUGAUCUGCAAUUCGCCCCCGUACCUACUCCCUGCCGUGGAGAGCACAACGUACUCGGGCUACACGACCGAGAGCCUGGUGCAGAAGAUCGGAGAGCGCGGCAUCCAUUUCUCCAUCAUCUCCCCCCGGAAGUUGCCGGCGCUGCGGCUGCUGUUUGAAAAGGCCGCGUCGCCCCCCGCCAUCCUGGAGCAGCAGGCCAAGGAUGUGAGCCAGGAUCCACGCCACAUGGUGCUGGUGCGGGGCCUGGUGCUUCCUGUUGGAGGGGGCUCGGCCACGGGUUCCCUCCCGACCAAGCAGCCGGUCCCGCUGCCCCCGGCCCCGGCCCCCGGCCCCCAGCUCUCGUCCGCUCCGGCUCAGGCGCUGCCCCCCGUUUCUCAAGCCUAUCAGGUCUCCAGCAACCUCAGUGCAGCCCAGGUGGCGGCUCAGAACGCCGUGGAGGCUGCCAAGAACCAGAAAGCUGGACUGGGCCCUCGUUUCUCCCCCAUCACUCCGCUGCAGUCGACCACCUCGGGCGUCGGGCCCCCGUUCAGCCAGGCCUCGGCCCCUCAGAUGGCUCCCGGGGCCCCCGGGGCCCCCAAGCUGCCCCCUACCGCCUCGCAGCCCAACCUGGUCUCCACGGUCACCACCGGCUCCGGCCUGGCCCCCCAGCCCCAGCCGGGGGCCCCUUCUUUGCCCACCGGCGUGGCCCCCGGAGGGGUGUCGGCCGCCCCCCAGGCCCCGAUCGGAGCCCCCCAGCUGCCCGGCGCCCAGCAGUCGGUCACCAACAAAGUCCUGGCCUGGAGUGGCGUGCUGGAGUGGCAAGAGAAGCCCAAACCGGCCUCUGUCGACGCCAACACCAAGCUGACCCGCUCCCUGCCCUGCCAGGUCUACGUCAACCCUGGCGAGAACCUGAAGACAGACCAGUGGCCCCAGAAGCUGAUCAUGCAGCUGAUUCCACAGCAACUUCUGACCACCCUGGGCCCUCUCUUCCGAAACUCCCGCAUGGUCCAGUUCCACUUCACCAACAAGGACCUGGAGUCCCUGAAGGGCCUGUACCGCAUCAUGGGCAACGGCUUCGCGGGCUGCGUGCAUUUCCCCCACACGGCCCCGUGCGAGGUGCGCGUCCUCAUGCUGCUCUACUCCUCCAAGAAGAAGAUCUUCAUGGGGCUCAUCCCCUUCGACCAGAGCGGCUUCGUCAACGGCAUCCGCCAGGUCAUCACCAACCACAAGCAGGUGCAGCAGCACAAGCUGGAGCAGCAGCAGCAACAGCGCGGGAUCGGCGGGCAGCAGGGGCCCCCCGGCCUGGCAGCCGCUGGCCAAGUCCCGCUCUUGGAGGAGCCGCAACGACCCCCGCAGAACCUGUUACAGCUCCGGGCCCAGCAGCAGCAGCAGGGAGGCGGCGGAGGAGGCGGCGGCGGGGGAGCCGGAGGGCAGCCCCCUCCCCCUCCGGGCCCCACUCCUCCCUCCGGCCCACCCCCCGUGCCGGCUCCGGCGGGGGCCCUGCUGCGCCCCCAGAACCCCGGGGCCAAUCCCCAGCUGCGCAGUCUGCUCCUGAGCCAGCCCCCGCCGCCCCAAGCCGGGCUGCCCCCCACCCAGCCGCAGCCGCAGCCCCCGCUGCACCACCUCCCGCCGGGGGCUCCCACCCUGCUGCCUCCCCCGCACCAAGGUCUGGGCCAGCCCCCCUUGCAGAUGGCGCCGGGGCCCCCUCUCCUGCACGCGCCCCCCACCCAGGCGUGGCCCGGACAGAUGGCCCCUCGGGCCCCCCUGCCAGGUCAGAUGCUCCUGAGUUCGGGACCCAGGGGUCCGGUGCCACAGCCCGGCCUGCAGCAGGUGCAGGCUCCCAGCGUCAUGGAAGAAGACAUCCUCAGGGAUUUAAUUUGAGCCCCGUCGCCCCCUCUUCUCUCUGUACAGUCCCCCCUCCCAAUAAAUUCUUUGCUCCCGGCA
This is a messenger RNA of Ornithorhynchus anatinus (platypus), 2442 nucleotides long. It is a transcript of the gene MED25, whose product is annotated as mediator complex subunit 25. Bases 85 to 2379 code for a protein of 764 amino acids. Gene Ontology annotation, cellular component: transcription regulator complex; mediator complex. The record is from RefSeq and is a predicted model, not a curated record. Gene Ontology annotation, biological process: positive regulation of transcription by RNA polymerase II. Lineage: Eukaryota; Metazoa; Chordata; Mammalia; Monotremata; Ornithorhynchidae. The transcript has 18 exons.